CACCGGGCGGGCGGGCGGGCGGGCAGUGGGCACUUUGUGGGGCGGUGCUCGCCUCUGCUGCAGCGCCGGGCUUGAGCGCGAGCGCGGGCGGAGGGCCCCUUCGGAAGAAAGGAGGAUGGCGUUCAGCAAGGGGUUCCGGAUCUAUCACAAGCUGGACCCGCCGCCCUUCAGCCUCAUCGUGGAAACCCGGCACAAGGAGGAAUGUCUCAUGUUCGAGUCCGGGGCUGUGGCUGUGCUCUCAUCAGCAGAAAAAGAGGCAAUCAAGAGUACAUACUCCAAGGUACUGGAUGCAUAUGGACUCCUUGGUGUUUUGCGAUUAAAUCUUGGUGAUACCAUGCUACAUUACCUGGUCCUAGUCACUGGAUGUAUGUCAGUUGGAAAGAUUCAAGACUCAGAAGUGUUCAGAGUCACUUCUACUGAAUUUAUAUCACUCCGAGUUGAUUCUUCAGAUGAGGAUCGGAUUUCAGAAGUGCGAAAAGUUUUAAAUUCAGGAAAUUUCUAUUUCGCUUGGUCUGCAUCUGGAGUCAGUUUAGAUCUGAGUCUUAAUGCCCACCGCAGCAUGCAAGAGCACACCACGGAUAAUAGAUUCUUCUGGAAUCAGUCUUUGCACUUGCAUCUCAAGCACUAUGGUGUGAAUUGUGACGACUGGUUGUUACGCCUCAUGUGUGGUGGAGUAGAAAUCAGAACCAUCUAUGCUGCGCACAAACAGGCCAAGGCUUGCCUCAUUUCCAGACUCAGCUGUGAGCGAGCUGGGACCAGGUUCAAUGUCCGGGGAACCAAUGAUGAUGGACACGUCGCUAAUUUUGUAGAGACAGAACAGGUUGUGUACUUGGAUGACUCUGUUUCUUCCUUCAUACAAAUCCGGGGAUCCGUUCCAUUGUUCUGGGAGCAGCCAGGCUUGCAGGUGGGAUCUCAUCGUGUCCGUAUGUCAAGGGGAUUUGAAGCCAAUGCACCUGCUUUUGAUCGGCACUUUAGAACUCUUAAGAAUUUAUAUGGCAAACAGAUAAUAGUAAAUUUGCUUGGAUCUAAGGAAGGUGAACAUAUGCUAAGUAAAGCUUUCCAAAGUCACUUGAAAGCUUCUGAACAUGCUGCUGAUAUCCAGAUGGUGAAUUUUGACUAUCAUCAAAUGGUGAAAGGAGGAAAGGCAGAAAAAUUACAUAGUAUUCUUAAGCCUCAAGUGCAGAAGUUUUUAGAUUAUGGAUUUUUUUACUUCAAUGGAAGUGAUGUUCAAAGAUGCCAGAGUGGUACUGUGCGGACCAACUGCUUGGAUUGCCUUGAUAGAACAAACAGUGUGCAAGCUUUUUUUGGCUUAGAGAUGCUAGCUAGACAGUUGGAAGCUUUGGGCUUAGCCGAAAAGCCUCAACUGGUGACUCGCUUUCAAGAAGUUUUUCGGUCCAUGUGGUCUGUGAAUGGUGACUCGAUCAGUAAGAUCUACGCGGGCACUGGUGCUCUGGAAGGAAAGGCAAAGGCUGGCAAGUUAAAAGAUGGUGCUCGUUCUGUGACUAGAACGAUUCAGAAUAACUUCUUCGACAGCUCCAAGCAAGAGGCCAUUGAUGUUUUGCUCCUGGGAAAUACUCUAAACAGUGACUUAGCUGACAAAGCUCGGGCACUUUUAACUACUGGAAGUUUGCGUGUUUCUGAGCAGACAUUACAGUCAGCAUCUUCUAAAGUUCUAAAGAGCAUGUGUGAAAAUUUCUACAAAUAUUCGAAGCCCAAGAAAAUCCGAGUGUGUGUUGGCACCUGGAAUGUGAACGGCGGGAAGCAGUUUCGCAGCAUCGCUUUUAAGAAUCAGACGCUCACUGACUGGCUUCUGGAUGCUCCCAAGCUGGCUGGCAUCCAGGAGUUCCAAGACAAAAGAAGUAAGCCAACUGAUAUAUUUGCAAUCGGCUUUGAAGAAAUGGUGGAGUUGAAUGCUGGAAACAUUGUGAAUGCAAGCACCACAAAUCAGAAGCUCUGGGCUGUGGAACUCCAGAAGACCAUCUCUAGGGACAACAAGUAUGUGCUACUGGCCUCGGAGCAGUUGGUAGGCGUCUGCCUAUUCGUUUUUAUCAGGCCCCAGCAUGCUCCUUUCAUCAGGGAUGUUGCAGUCGAUACCGUGAAGACGGGCAUGGGAGGCGCAACUGGAAAUAAGGGAGCAGUCGCAAUCCGCAUGUUAUUCCACACCACAAGCCUCUGCUUCGUCUGCAGCCACUUCGCUGCGGGCCAGUCACAGGUCAAAGAAAGGAAUGAAGACUUCGGUGAAAUAGCACGCAAACUGAGUUUCCCCAUGGGAAGGAUGCUAUUUUCUCAUGACUAUGUGUUUUGGUGUGGUGAUUUCAACUACCGAAUCGAUCUCCCAAAUGAAGAAGUAAAGGAGCUCAUAAGGCAGCAUAAUUGGGAUUCUCUUAUCGCAGGGGAUCAGCUUAUUAAUCAGAAAAAUGCUGGGCAGAUUUUUAGAGGCUUUUUAGAAGGCAAAGUAACCUUCGCUCCAACCUACAAAUAUGAUUUAUUUUCGGACGACUACGACACCAGUGAGAAGUGCCGCACCCCUGCCUGGACAGACCGGGUCCUCUGGAGGAGAAGGAAGUGGCCUUUCGAUAGAUCAGCUGAAGACUUAGAUCUUCUCAAUAGGAGCUUUCAGGAUGGAAGCAAAAUUCUCUACACGUGGACUCCCGGUAUACUGCUGCACUAUGGGCGAGCUGAGCUCAAGACCUCGGACCACAGGCCCGUCAUUGCCCUUAUCGAUAUUGAUAUAUUUGAAGUUGAAGCCGAAGAGAGGCAGAACAUUUACAAGGAAGUCAUUGCCGUGCAGGGCCCACCUGAUGGUACAGUGCUGGUCUCAAUCAAAAGCUCUUCACCAGAAAGUAAUUUUUUUGACGAUGCUUUGAUUGAUGAGCUUCUGCAGCAGUUUACAAAUUAUGGUGAAGUCAUACUCAUAAGAUUUGUAGAAGAUAAAAUGUGGGUUACGUUUUUGGAGGGAAGCUCUGCUUUGAGUGUUCUAAGCCUUAAUGGAACCCAGUUAUUGGGUCGCACAAUAGCUAUUACUUUAAAAAGUCCAGACUGGAUCAAAAAUCUGGAAGAAGAAAUGAGUCUAGAGAAGAUCAGUGUUCCACUGCCAUCUUCUACCAGUUCCACCCUGCUUGGUGAAGACGCUGAGCUCACAGCAGAUUUUGAUAUGGAAGGUGAUGUAGAUGACUACAGUGCUGAAGUGGAGGAAAUUCUUCCUCAGCAUCUCCAGCCCUCGUCCAGUUCUGGCCUUGGCACCUCUCCAAGUUCUUCACCCCGGACCAGCCCCUGCCAGUCCCCCACGAUAGGGGAGGGCCCCGUACCAUCCUUUCCCACAAGGCCAAGUCGAGCAUCAGCAAGAACCCCUGGGCACCCUUCACAUAGUUCUCCUGUUGACACCGGGUCAGGAACACAGCUGCAGCUGAAGGACUCUACCCAGACCUUGGAACCGAAACGGCCCCCUCCUCCCCGCCCAGUUGCUCCCCCUGCCCGACCUGCUCCUCCCCAGAGACCACCUCCGCCUUCAGGGGCUAGGAGUCCUGCACCUGCUAGAAAAGAAUUUGGAGGUGGCGGAGCCCCUCCCAGUCCCGGGGUAGCUAGGCGAGAGAUGGAAGCACCCAAAAGCCCUGGAGUGGCACGAAAAGAUAAUAUAGGACGAGGUCAGUCUUCCCCUCAAGCAGGACUUGCGGGCCCAGGACCUGCUGGAUACAGUGUGGCCAGACCGACUAUUCCACCCCGGGCUGGAGUGAUCAGCGCUCCCCAGAGCCAAGCUCGGGCAUCUGCGGGUCGACCCACUCUGGAAGGCCAAAGCAAAGCCUCAGAAGGGCCAAAAGGUUCAGCUUUUCUUCCUGAACCGCUGAAACCUCAGGCUGCCGCCCCUCAGCAGCCUACUCUUCCCCAACCUGCUCCUAAGAUGCAGGAACCCCUGGUCCCCACAGCCGCAGCACCGCCGCCCUCGGCUACCACGCCCGUCCUGGAGACACCCCCACAGCCGCCCCCUCGGAGCAGGUCCUCCCACAAUCUGCCUUCAGAACCUCCGUCGCAGCAGCAGCAGGAGCAACCUUCAGGGUAACAGGGGAAGAUAAACGGAGUGGCCGCCAUCCACAGUGACCCAUUUGGUGACCUGUCAUUUAACCUGCUCGCGGUAUCCAAUGCUCAGUUCUCUGUUCCAACAUCAUCUGCCCUCGCCCCUGGUCCCCGGGCCAUGAUUCCACCAGGUAACAUGAACACCUUGAGUUCUGCAAGUUGCAUGCUUCCAUUGCCUCCCAUCCCAGCCCGGAGCAAGUCCCAGGAACGCGUUCACACCUCCCCGGACUCUCUUGCUGCCGGCUUGUCCAGGACCAACCCCUUCGUGGACAGAUCUGCCACACCCGGAAACCCCUUCCGGGCAGAGUUUCAAGAGUUGGAGGCAACUGCGUGGUUCUCCCAAGAGGAGCUGCUGCCUAACAGGCCUUUCCCACCUCAGAACUCUCUUGGCUGUGGCCCUGGCCAGCCUGCCCCUUCCCUCGAGGGCUUUCAGGACAGUUUCAAGCCACCUGUCAAGCUGAGCAACCCCAAAGGCUGGGUGACCUUCGAGGAUGAAGAUGACUUUGGAGUGAAGGGAAAGCCCCAUUCAACUUCUCCAAAUCAUUGGGGAGGUACUCAACCCAGGUAGCCGGGAGGAUCCAACAUGACCUCUGGUGACGACUGGAGAGAAGGGACAAAGUUUUCAGUCGCCACUGGGAAGACCAUGGCCCCUCACCCCCGACCCGGCCCCCCACCCCUGACCCGGCUCCCCGCUGGCACCAGCAUGCCAGCCUCUCGGCAGGGAGAUGAAGGCCCCACAGAGCGCUCUGCUUCUUCGACUGGGCAGGCGCAGAGGAGGGGACUGGGCAUUAGAUGUUCACGAUGUGCAAUAAGUCUCUGUUCAGUGCACUGAUGUCACAAUACCACUAUUGAAUGUGUGCCGAGUUGCAAUAUGUAUGUAAUGGAAAUAGAGAUGAAACCUUCCUUCUCACCAGGAACUGGAGCUUUGGUUUGUUUCCAUAGAUAAGUCAGCAAGAGCAGUAGCCCUAAAAAAAAGUGCUCCAAACUACUUUAGAAAUUAGUUUAUUCAGAAAUUCUUUGUUGUCUUCUUUGAAAAUCUCAGAAAGCCCGACUAGCUAUCAUUCCUGCCAGCCCUUAGCAUUUCCUAACAAUUGGUACUUAUGAUAAUUUACCAAAGAGUCGUCACACUUAUACUGGGACAGAAUUUUGAAAGACAUUGCUGUAAAAAAGUGUAUCUACACACACGCACACGCUCAUGCAUGCACACAAGGAAUUCCUAAAGUUUGAACUAGAACUGGGGCCAAAUUCUUACUUAAAAGUUCUAACAAUUCAUUGUUGAGUGUUUCAUGACCAAAAGAAUAGCUGUAAAUGUAGUCAGUCAUCACAUUCAUUUUCCUUCCCAGACCACAACUAAUCACACCAUAGAACUAGAGUCUCCAGAUUCCCACAUUUCACACCAACAGUGACAUCCUCUGCCCGCCCACCCCUGUGCCUUUGUGCUUUGCUCUGGGAGGAGGUUUGGUCACUGCCAAAUGGCACAUUGGAAAUGAACACACCAAACCUUUCCAAAAAAGCACUUAGGUUUGUGGAAGACCCCACCCUCACCCUCAUUUCAGUGAGAAAUGCCAGAGCUGGAUGGACUCAUCUCUCCAAACAUAAAGGUAUCCGUUGGCCAUUUUGUCCCAUACUUUGGUCUUUGCUGCUUGUACUUGGGGACCUUGUUAACCACAUUCAGUGGUUGGGUUGGGCCCUCUCAGCCUCUCUUCCCCCGUAGGAGGCAACAUAACACAGCACCAAAGCUGUUUCCAAUUUCCUGAGUUUACAUCUGAGCUUAGCUGUGGCUCUAGUCUCCGGCAUUGCCAGUCUGCACAUGGUCCUGCUUCUGUUCAUUUGGUGAAAGAUUCAGGAUUUUUACAGAAUAGAAUAUUUUAGUAGCACCAGUUCAUCCAAACCAGAAAGUUCCAUGAAUGGGAGUUGCUUUGCUGUCAGGACCAGUUCAGACCGGCUGCACAUUGCUUUUUCUAUGAUGAAUCAUGACUGUCCACCUGAGUCCCUUUGCCUGCACUCACCAUGAAAGAUGUGCAGUGGGGUGGCUGAGAAAACAGAGUCCAUGGCUCAGAAUGUGUGAAAUGUCAAAGCACAGCAGACUGCAUUGCACUUAGCCCCUGAAGCAAAUCUAGUAGGAAAAGAAAUGCACUUUUAAAUGCUCCAAUGUUAUCAAAUGACUGUUUAGAGCAGUAAUUCUCUCUCUCUAUUUCUCUCUCUUUCUGUGAACAGCCUGUAUCCACCAUUAGAAAUCACUUUUGUGACUUUUCUAUUGUGCUUUUGGAGAUUUCGAUCAUUUCAGCGGUAGUAUAUCUUAAACAACAGUAUUACUUUAAGCAGUGUGCUUCCAACUGUGAACUAACCUGUCGAAACCGUGGCUUUACCAUCCAUGUGAUUAGAAUACAUGGUACUUGCUCCCCAUAAGCCAAGCGAGUCCCUCUCAGCGUCACUAGUGCCGAUAGCAGUUCUGUGACCAGUGUUUCCCAUUGCCGCUAAACUACUGUCUACAAUAUCAGAUCACAUAGCAGCGCGGCCCUUUUCAGGAACAGUACAAGUGGCACAUCACUAUGAGGACAUUCACGAAGAGAGUUGAAGGAAUGCUGCCAAUAACUAGCCAUUAUUCUGUGUAUUAUUCCAGUAUCUACCCGCUCUGUUGAAAGCAGAGCAGAAAUUAGACACUAAGGAUUUCUUUGUGAAUUACUUGUUCUCUAUAGUAGAUUUCUGUUUAUAUGUAAGAAUUUUAUUGCUGAUGUGAGAUCCACUAUUUAUAACUAUACCCUUUAUAGAAGUACAGUAUGAAAGUCAGUGGUAUACAAACAUUCUGUACAGACAUAUCCUGUGAAAUGUGCCGUCACGUGAAAUAAAUAUAUCCGUCUUUACCA
Messenger RNA from Suncus etruscus (white-toothed pygmy shrew), 6938 nucleotides. It is a transcript of the gene SYNJ1, whose product is annotated as synaptojanin 1. Gene Ontology annotation, molecular function: phosphatidylinositol-4,5-bisphosphate 5-phosphatase activity; RNA binding. Gene Ontology annotation, biological process: brain development; synaptic vesicle endocytosis; phosphatidylinositol dephosphorylation. The record is from RefSeq and is a predicted model, not a curated record. Gene Ontology annotation, cellular component: presynapse; perinuclear region of cytoplasm. NCBI's taxonomy places the organism in Eukaryota, Metazoa, Chordata, Mammalia, Eulipotyphla, Soricidae. The transcript is spliced from 33 exons. The coding region runs from base 116 to 4057 and encodes 1313 amino acids.